Messenger RNA from Monopterus albus (swamp eel), 5943 nucleotides. RefSeq names its product TRIO and F-actin binding protein b (gene triobpb). The record is from RefSeq and is a predicted model, not a curated record. The transcript has 19 exons. NCBI's taxonomy places the organism in Eukaryota, Metazoa, Chordata, Actinopteri, Synbranchiformes, Synbranchidae. Gene Ontology annotation, cellular component: actin cytoskeleton. Gene Ontology annotation, molecular function: actin filament binding. Gene Ontology annotation, biological process: positive regulation of substrate adhesion-dependent cell spreading. Bases 352 to 4965 code for a protein of 1537 amino acids.
ACAUUCACGUGUGCCAGCUGUCACUUUCUGAAGCCCAUGAUAUUUAAUACAAGUGCUCAACAGAGGAGCCAACCGGCCACUGGCUCCAUGUUGGCUACAGGUCAGCGUGCGCUCCAGGGUCUCUGCUGUGCCAACUGAGAGCCAUCAUGGCCGUCGUGCAUGGUUCAGUUUCACCCUUUGUCACAGCAGCCAAUCGGAUUGAUUUUAGUGUUUGGCCAGAGCAUGAAGAAGAGGAGAAAAGUGCCUGGUGGGGGUCUGAAGGGCAGGUUCCAGAGCUGAAGGCAGGUGCUUCUCUUGGCAGACCUCUCUGUGGGAUGCGAUGAGCGGGCAGGUUUCACCUCUAGACCCAACAUGCACCACUCCACCAAUGAGCCCAUCUGCCCCAAGUUCCAGCCCAACAUCUUCGACCCGUCCCGCUGCCAUGACUGCCUGCGCCAGAGGCACCUGCAUGCCGGCGCAGGGGAGAGCACUGGGGCAGCACCACAACACAAAUCCACAGCAGGCACUGGAACCAGGGGUGGUUCAAGCAAAGGAGUGUUAUUAACACCAGUUCUGUCCCAGGCUGAGGAAAGAGACACCAGCAGCAAGGAUGAUUCUGAUGGUUUGUCUGUGGUGAGCAGCUACUGUGAUGUCAGCGGAGGCCGGCGGGGGUUCGGGGAGAGCUCUCUGUGCAUCCUGAGCCCCGACUGUGAGCUUUACAUCUGCGACGGCGACGACAGCACAGACAGCUGUCGUGACCAGAGUGACAACCAAGAGUUCAGCAGCUCCGUCAGCGCAGAGGACGAUUACCUGCCGAUCCAUCGUCGUUCAACCAAACUCGGCAUGACCCGGCUUGACCCUCCACCCCACCGGCCCAACACUCGGGCCUGGAUGAACGAAGCCGGGGGCAGAGACGGCUUCAGCAGGCGAUCAGGGUUAAAAGAAGACAGAGAGAAGCGUGAAAGUGGCUACUUCUCCCUGGGGAAGGUUUCGGGGGCCCGUUCACUCCGAGAUAGCAGCCCGCCUGCUCCUUACCGCCACUUUGAGAGAGGACACCCCAUUUUCAGCAACAGAAACAUUGAGCCCAAAGACACUAUCCCCUUCAGAAACCCAAAUCUUGGUAUGGCCUCUGAAAGGCAGUUACAAGAGGAUCUAACUGAGGACCUCCCUGUGGAAAUCCCUCCUCCUGACCCCAUUGAAAUUGCCAUUGAAGUUGAGGCACAAGUUGGCCCUCGCUCUCCAAGUCCAACUCCUUUUAAGAUAGCGGAAUCACUUGCCUCAACUGGACGAAAAGGUGCCAGCAGCUCACUUGGCCGAGGAAACUCUUCUUCCUAUCAACAGUCAGGGCGUUUUGAUUCCUCAAGGCAAGCGGAAUCAUUUGCCUCAACUGGACGAAAAGGUGCCAGCAGCUCACUUGGCCGAGGAAACUCUUCUUCCUAUCAACAGUCAGGGCGUUUUGAUUCCUCAAGGCAAGCGGAAUCAUUUGCCUCAACUGGACGAAAAGGUGCCAGCAGCUCACUUGGCCGAGGAAACUCUUCUUCCUAUCAACAGUCAGGGCGUUUUGAUUCCUCAAGGCAAAGCUCAGCUCUGCAGUCCCGCACCUCUUCUCCCUCACGUGGGAACUUACCAUUCAGACGCAGCGAGUCCAUUGCCUCCCUCAGCAGGCAUAACUUGGGUGGUGGUGGGCGGUCUCAAGGGACAGAGCUAGGGUCCAUAAGCUCCUUGCAAAGCACACAUGCCCAACGUGUUGAGUCAGGAAGUCUGCCAAGAAACUUCAGAUCGUUCGCUGGUUCAUUCAAAUCCCAGUCCAGCACCGCUUCUGAUUUUAGGAAUACCUUAAGGAAAACUGAAGUAAAUGGACUGUUAAGUAGUCGGGGUCAUGACAGCAGAAGCUCCUCUCCCUCAAGGAGGAACUAUAACCGUCAAGGCCAAAUGUCUCUACACAAAACUGAAAUCGGCUCCACUUCACCUCCUGGACAUGGGCUCAAUGCUCGUAGUUCCUCUCCAUCUAGGAGAACUUCUGACAGUCGCAGUUUUUCACCGCCAAUGAGAAAUUACAACUCGUCUAGCCAAUUUCCCCUUUGUAAAUCUGAAUCAGUCGUGUCGCUGAACAGAGGUAGCCAACAUGGGCGCUGUGGCUCCCCUAUCCGAGAGGGCUAUGAUGUUGAAAGCCAAGCUCUGCUGCGAAAUUCCACAGCAAGGAAUGGACUCGGCAAUGAAGAACAUGAGAGCCCCAUCAUGUCUCCACCCAGACGAGGCUAUGGCACACCACGUCAGUCCAUCCUCCGUAAGACUGAAUCAAGCCCUGUUGAUAGAAGUCAAGGUCAUGACAGCCGUUGUUCCUCCCCUGGAAGGAGAGGCCGCGAAACCCCUAGUCAGUAUCAGCUUAGGAAAACAGACACCAGCAGUUCGUUAAGUGGCCGUACUCAUGACAGUCGUAACUCCUCCCCUUCAAGGAGAAGCUAUGAAGCUCCUUCUCAGUCUCUGCUGCGCAAAUCUGAAGUAAACAGUUCUCUCAGAAGUCGAGACAAUCACACUUUGUUGCCUUCAAAGAAAAACUAUUAUGUACCUGACCAGAGCUCACUGCGGAAAACAGAGACAAGCAGCUCCCUAAACGGCAGGAAUCAGACCAGCCGCAACUCUUCUCCCUCUAGAAAAGGUAACAGUGACCCACCGGGCUUCUCAGUCCUCAGAAGUGCCACAGGUGGAAACUCGGCCCAUUCCUUUCAGAGAAGAAACACCUAUAAUGACUCAAAACCUGACCCUAAACACUCAGCACACUCUUGGCGGGAAUCAACCCAUUCCCUCCGCAGCACUUCCUGUUCUCGUGCUUCUUCGCCCUUUAGACAAACCACAAAUGGUAGCAGGACAGCAUUCGUCACUGUGGAAGCACCCAGGAGCCCCAGCAGCAUCAGAUCUGGGGCUGGGAGACAUGUGCUCGAGGAUCGCUGCCCCUCUCCUAAUGACAAGAGUUCCUCCCACCGUGCACGAAGCCCUUCUUCUUCACCUCGGGUUCAAAUGAGGAGGGACACCUCCUCCCUGAGCUCCAUGGAGUCCUUAGAGUCGGGUCAGCUGUCGGUGGGGCCCACAGGACGGCGCAGGGAGGAGUACGCUACAAUGGCUGACCUGCCAACGGUCAAAAGGAUCUAUCAGAGGGAAGAGCCGGGCCAGCAGUUCUCUCAGAGACAGGAACUCUUCAAACCGGCCAGCCACUCCCUGAGCAAACAGCCCUCCAGAGAGUGGGAGAACACCGAGAGAGAGUGGCACUACGCUGGCAGUGGGUAUCUGUCCCGAGCUCACUCCUCCACCUCGCUGCAGAGGUCUGACAGUCCCACAGCAGAUGAGGGCAGGUCUCGGAAAGGUAAUUACUACAGACCAGAACAAAUGCAGCCCGACCUCCUGAACUUCAAAAAGGGCUGGAUGUCGAAACUGGACGACAGUGGAGAGUGGAAGAAGCACUGGUUUGUUCUGACUGAUGCUGGGCUGAAGUACUACAGAGACUCGAGUGCAGAGGAGAAAGAUGACAUGGACGGGGAGAUUGACCUAAAAUCCUGUGUGAAGGUGUCUGAGUUUGAUGUGGAGAAGAACUAUGGGUUUCAGAUACAGACGCGGGAGGCCGUGUUCACACUCUCUGCCAUGACGGCCGGGAUCAGGCGGAACUGGAUAGAAGUCUUAAAGAAGUGUGUCCGGCCCAGCAGCUCUCCAGACCUCACACAGUUACCCGACAGCAGCAGUGACAAAGAAAAUUCCCACUCACGUUUCCCGACUUCUUCCCGUCACCCAUCGUUACAUCACAGCAUCGUUCCUACAGAGGUUCUGACCUCUUCCCCUCCUGUUCAGCGUAGGUUUGAUUACGUUGAACUGUCCCCUGUUCCCACUCCCGCUGGCUCCCUCCCAGCCAGUCAGAGAGAAGCAGGAGAAGGGCAGGGGAGCAUGAGCAGGCAGUGGGAAGCUGUGCUGUCCAGGAAGGGCGCUGACGUAGGCUCGAACCAGAGUCUACGCAUGGAGGAGGCAAUAGAGAAGAAGUGGGCUGAGUUUGAACGCUUGCCGUUUAAGGAGAUGAGCUCGGCGUCACCAGUAGGACCACGGUCCUCCAGCCCUUCAGCCAACGAGGCGCUGCAGAGGGAGGUGGCGUCACUGAGGCAGCAGCUGGAGCAACUACGGGGAGGGGGAGGGCGAGGCGAAGGAGGUGUGCGGGGUGGCUGUGGCCCUGAGGCCCCCUGCGGCCGCAGCCUGGCAGCCAUGGAGCGUGCUCACCGACAUGCCCUAGAGGAGGUGCAGAGGCAGCACGAGCGCCAGAUUAAGGAGCUUGAGGUGGAGAAGGACAGGCUGCUGCUGGAGGAGGCCCAGGACACUGCACGAGUGAUGGAAGCUUUGAAGAAGAAACAUAAGGAGGAGCUGGAGAGAGAAGUGGAGAAAGUCCACAGGCUAAACAGCGGGAUGCUAGACUCACAGACGCUGCGAGCCCAGCGACAGGCAGAAGCUCAGUCGCUGCAGAGAGAGCUGUCCAGCCUCUCGGAGCGUUACUCUCAGAAGUGUCUGGAGCUGAAUCGAGCUGAGCAGAACAACGCUGAGAGAGAGAGGGAGAUCAGCCGCAAAGAGAGAGACUUGGAGCAGCUGAGGAAAGAGAACCAGGACUUAAAAGCCCGUUUGACAGAGGAGCUCAGUCGUGUGCGAUCUUCCAUCGAAGAUCAGGGCUUGGACGACAGCAAAGACAAGACGCCCUGUGAACUAGAGGUUCUUCUCAGGGUGAAAGAAAACGAGAUCGAGUAUUUACACAAGGAGAUCAGCUGUCUAAGGAACGAGCUGCAGUUUCUCAACACGGAGAAAAGGCUGGCCUGCGAACGAUACACGGAGGUGCAUGAGGAGCUGAGUGGGAUAAAGGGCCGGAACGAGCGAGAGAUCCACAGUCUAAAGGAACAUCUGAGGCUGGCCAUGGCUGCUCUGCAGGAGGGGCAGAAGCUGGGCAACAGCCUGGACCACUGAGAGCCCGCCGCCGCUAUUAAUGCUGUGGCAGGCGCAGCGCCAGGUGCAUCUGCACCGUGGUGACUGAAAGAGGGAUGCAGGAGAUGGGUGUUCCAGCUCUGUGGGGACCAUGAACAGUGCCUUAAUUUUCAAUCAUUCUGCCAAUGAACAGCAGAGAGUAGCCAUUAGCUGGUUUCAUUACACUGGGCUGUACCUGAUGUAUAAAACUGCACUUUUCGUGUUUAUCUUAGCUUUUGCUUUUGUCUGCCCCUGCGUGUAUGAGUGUGCAUUUGGUCUGAAAACUGGAAUAUCUGUUGAGUGACUUUUUUUAGCAGCCAUUGUAGAUAGAGUUCAUGCUGUAUCAGCUUUUUGGUUGGAUAAACUCACUGUGUAUGUGUUCUGCCUGAGACAGCAGGGGUCAACACAGUUAGAGGAGCUACUGUCACCUCUGUUUGUUGAGUCCUAUUUGCUUACAUGUGAAAAUGGCACACGUUUCUUUAGAAAUGAUGGGAGCUGCUUAUUUGAUUUUUUUUUUUUACCUAGCCACAUUGGUGCUUAUGUUUUAUUGUUUGUGAAUAGAAUUUUUUUUUUGAAUAUAUUGGGAUUGAUACAGGUUAAGACAGCAAACGUUUCUAAUUCUGGUUGUAUAGAAUUCAGGCUCCACUUUCUUUGGAUAUGCUUGUGAAGCUGUUGAAUGAAUGUUGUCCCACAUCACAGAUGUCUUUAUUUUGAAACUGUGGUUGAGAAGCGGGAACUCUCCAGCUUCCAGUCUCCCCUGAUCAUUUCUGGCAUUUAUGUGCCAGCACAACAAUAAAUGAGAGGAGUUGCAUCAAUGAGCCAAUUUUUUUAUUGACUGUAUGUAUUGUGAUAAAAUGACUCAUCUACCUGCCUUUUGAAAAUGUUUUCAUAUUUAAUGCACUGAUGAACCAGUAUCAUCUUUGUAAAUUAUACACAUUUUUGCAAUCAAUAAAACAAGUUCAACAGAAACUUAAUGAAACG